CGCCCCUCCAAUGGGGUUGAGGCGGAGGCGGGGCGCCUGCUGGUCACAUGACCUGUAGUUGUCCGCCUGACUCGGGGGAAACAGCUGGAGUGUCCAUGGCUGCAGAGGCAAAAGAAAGUGAGGAGCUCAAACCCAAGGUGGAAGAAUCAGAGGAAUCAGAUUCCAGUGAAGAAAGCAGCAGUGCAUCAGAAAUGGAUUUCCUACGCGAUCUGUUUUCCCGGACGCUGGGCAUUGGCACUCCAGAAAAAGUCCUUGAUGAACUAACCCUUGAAGGAGUAAGCAAAUUCAUGCUUAGUGAAAAAUGCAAAAAUGUGGCAUUUAUGGUUGGAGCAGGUAUCUCAACAUCUGCAGGAAUCCCUGACUUCCGUUCACCAGGCAGUGGACUGUAUGCCAAUCUUCAGAAAUACAACUUGCCAUACCCUGAAGCCAUAUUUGAAAUUGGAUUCUUUAAGCAAAAUCCAGAACCAUUUUUUGCGCUGGCUCGAGAACUGUAUCCUGGGCAGUUCAAGCCAACUGUUUGUCAUUAUUUUAUGCGUCUGAUGAAAGAAAAGGGAAUGUUACUUCGGUGCUACACUCAGAACAUAGAUACACUCGAACGGGUAGCCGGUCUCUCUUCUGAUGACUUGGUAGAGGCUCAUGGAACUUUCCACACCUCUCACUGUGUUGGAACAUUCUGUAGAGAAGAGUAUUCUCUUUCCUGGAUGAAAGAAAAGAUUUUCUCUGAUUUGAUCCCUAAGUGUGAAAAGUGUAACAACUUGGUCAAACCCGAUAUUGUAUUUUUUGGGGAAAGUCUGCCAUCCCGCUUCUUUUCGGCUUUAAAAUCUGAUUUCCCCCAGAUUGACCUCCUUAUUGUAAUGGGAACAUCUCUUCAAGUUCAGCCAUUUGCUUCUCUUGUUGGCAAGGUGCCUAGUAAGACACCACGUCUUUUAAUCAACAAAGAAAAAACUGGUCAGGGAGACUCAUUUUUUGGACUGCUUGGGUUGGGAGGUGGAAUGGACUUUGAUUCAGACAAAGCGUACAGGGAUGUAGCCUGGCUUGGACACUGCGAUGAUGGUUGUCUUGCCUUAGCUGAAUUCCUAGGAUGGAAGGCUGAGCUGGAAGAAAUGGUGAAGAAAGAACAUGCAUCCAUUGAUGCAGCAGAAAGCCCCCCAGCGAAGCCAGAGGCAAAGGAGUCGCCCAAGAAAACUCAGGAGGAAAAACCAUCAGAAUAAAAACUUUCAAAAGUCAUAGCGAUUUAUUUUUAUUUUUUUUGCCAUUUUCAUCAGUGCACCAUUAACACUGCAGGUGCCAUUCUCUGUAAUUGUGUAAGAAUUUUCACUGGCACUUUAUGUACAGGUGUUAAGAGGAUAAUGGUUAUUUUGGCAUAAUUGAUAGUAGCUUCAUUUAUCUGCACUAUAACAUAUUGCUUUGAUUUGAUUGUGUAAUGGAGGAUCCUUCGUAGUAGGCCUAAUGCCAUUGCUGGUUCAUCAUCCUUAACAGUUUGUAGUUCUGGACAAGGAGGGGUGUCUACUUUUGGGCUGAUCCAGCGAUGACAUGAGAUAACAAUUUUUUUGUCAUUUACAAUGGCCUUUGCAUGUAUAUUGUAUUAUUAAAUGGGCUCCGAUAAGGUAAAUGCA
Molecule: messenger RNA, 1616 nt
Organism: Rana temporaria (common frog)
Lineage: Eukaryota; Metazoa; Chordata; Amphibia; Anura; Ranidae
Gene: SIRT2
Product: sirtuin 2
Exons: 16
Coding region: 48-1211 (387 amino acids)
Molecular function (GO): histone deacetylase activity, NAD-dependent; NAD+ binding
Source: RefSeq, a predicted model, not a curated record